Molecule: messenger RNA, 2519 nt
Organism: Pelobates fuscus (common spadefoot toad)
Lineage: Eukaryota; Metazoa; Chordata; Amphibia; Anura; Pelobatidae
Gene: RRM1
Product: ribonucleotide reductase catalytic subunit M1
Exons: 19
Coding region: 79-2466 (795 amino acids)
Biological process (GO): deoxyribonucleotide biosynthetic process; DNA replication
Cellular component (GO): ribonucleoside-diphosphate reductase complex
Molecular function (GO): ribonucleoside-diphosphate reductase activity, thioredoxin disulfide as acceptor; ATP binding
Source: RefSeq, a predicted model, not a curated record
UCAGUCUGAGAGCAGCUCUGCCAGCACCGGGCGAUAAUAAUACCGGACACGGCCAGCACCCAGCACCGAGUACCCAGCAUGCACGUCAUCAAGAGAGAUGGAAGGCAGGAGCGUGUUAUGUUUGAUAAAAUCACAUCCAGAAUCCAGAAGCUAUGCUACGGGCUCAAUGCAGAAUUUGUUGAUCCUACCCAGAUCACCAUGAAAGUAAUUCAGGGUCUUUACAGUGGUGUUACCACGGUGGAGUUGGAUACACUGGCAGCAGAGACGGCAGCUACUCUGACAACCAAGCACCCAGAUUAUGCUAUAUUGGCUGCGAGAAUAGCGGUUUCCAACUUGCACAAGGAAACCAAGAAAAUAUUCAGUGAUGUGAUGGAAGAUCUUUUUAACUAUGUGAACCCGCGGAAUGAACGUCAUUCUCCUAUGAUCGCCAAAGAGACGCUGGACAUUGUGUUGGCAAAUAAAGAUCGUCUGAACUCUUCCAUUAUCUACGACAGAGACUUCUCCUAUAACUUCUUUGGGUUUAAGACAUUAGAGCGCUCCUAUUUGCUGAAAAUAAAUGGGAAAGUGGCAGAAAGACCUCAGCACAUGUUGAUGAGGGUGUCUGUAGGCAUCCACAAGACGGACAUAGAGGCUGCUAUUGAAACUUAUAACUUACUGUCUGAGAAGUGGUUUACCCAUGCAUCUCCUACACUCUUCAACGCUGGCACCAAUAGACCGCAGCUGUCUAGUUGUUUCCUGCUGUGCAUGAAAGAUGACAGCAUUGAAGGCAUUUAUGACACUUUAAAGCAGUGUGCACUCAUCUCUAAAUCUGCUGGUGGGAUUGGAGUAGCAGUCAGCUGUAUCAGAGCCACUGGUAGCUAUAUUGCUGGGACAAACGGAAAUUCUAACGGACUUGUCCCAAUGCUGCGUGUUUACAAUAAUACCGCCCGCUAUGUGGAUCAAGGUGGAAACAAGAGACCUGGUGCUUUUGCCAUCUACCUGGAGCCCUGGCAUUAUGAUGUCUUUGAAUUCUUGGACCUUAAGAAGAACACCGGAAAGGAGGAGCAAAGAGCCAGAGAUCUAUUCUAUGCUUUGUGGAUCCCAGAUCUCUUUAUGAAAAGAGUGGAGACUAACCAGGAUUGGUCUUUGAUGUGUCCUCAUGAUUGUCCAGGUUUGGAAGAAGUUUGGGGAGAGAAGUUUGAGGAGCUCUAUGAAAAAUAUGAACGGGAAGGACGAGUACGCAAGGUGAUUAAAGCUCAGCAGCUCUGGUAUGCCAUCAUGGAGUCUCAGACAGAAACUGGCACUCCCUACAUGCUUUAUAAGGAUGCAUGUAACCGUAAGAGUAACCAGCAGAACCUGGGAACCAUUAAGUGUAGUAACCUCUGCACGGAGAUUGUGGAAUACACCAGUGAUAAAGAGGUUGCUGUUUGUAACUUGGCCUCUAUUGCGCUGAAUAUGUAUGUCACCAGUGAGCGAACAUUUGACUUCAAAAAACUUGCUGAGGUUACUAAAGUUAUUGUACGAAAUCUCAACAAAAUAAUUGAAAUUAAUUUCUAUCCAGUUCCAGAGGCAGAGUACUCAAACAAGCGUCAUCGUCCUAUAGGAAUAGGUGUACAAGGACUUGCUGAUGCUUUCAUCCUUAUGCGGUUCCCUUUUGAAAGCCCAGAGGCCCAGUUGCUAAACCAGCAGAUCUUUGAGACCAUCUAUUAUGCUGCACUGGAGUCUAGUUGUGAACUUGCAGAGCAGCUUGGACCCUAUGACACGUAUGAAGGCAGUCCUGUCAGCAAAGGUAUCCUACAGUAUGACAUGUGGGACUUCACACCCUCUGGGCUCUUGGACUGGGCUGUUUUGAAGGAAAAGAUAGCAAAACAUGGUAUUAGGAAUAGCUUGCUCUUGGCACCGAUGCCCACGGCUUCCACUGCUCAGAUAUUGGGUAACAAUGAGUCCAUAGAACCAUACACCAGCAACAUCUACACCCGCAGAGUCCUGUCAGGGGAGUUUCAGAUUGUUAACCCACAUUUACUAAAAGAUCUAACCGAGCGAGGGCUUUGGAAUGAAGAAAUGAAAAACCAGAUUAUUGCGUGUAAUGGAUCCAUUCAGAGUAUACCAGAAAUUCCUCAAGACCUGAAAGAUCUCUAUAAGACUGUGUGGGAAAUAUCACAGAAAACGGUGAUCAAAAUGGCGGCAGACAGAGGCGCAUUCAUUGACCAGAGCCAGUCCCUGAAUAUCCAUGUAGCAGAGCCAAACUACGGCAAACUGACCAGCAUGCACUUCUACGGCUGGAAAUUGGGUCUAAAAACUGGCAUGUACUAUCUGCGAACACGGCCGGCAGCAAACCCCAUCCAGUUCACACUGAAUAAAGAGAAGCUUAAAGAAAUGGACAGUGUUACUCCGGAGGUCUCAGAAAAGGAAGAGAAGGAGAGGAACAAGGCUGCAAUGGUGUGCUCUUUAGAAAACCGAGAUGAAUGUCUAAUGUGUGGGUCGUAGCUGCUGACAUUAUGUCAAAGAAUUAAAUCAAACAGACAUAAUGAGCUUUUUUC